Messenger RNA from Paramecium sonneborni, 1969 nucleotides. The record is from the annotation of a GenBank genome assembly. NCBI's taxonomy places the organism in Eukaryota, Ciliophora, Oligohymenophorea, Peniculida, Parameciidae.
AUGGGAAAUUUUAUAAACAAUAAAGAAGUAAUCAAAAGAAAUUCUAAAGAAAGUAAAAUAAAAUAAUUAAAUUUCUAGUUGCAUAUAGUUAAGUCUAAGAAUCUCCUAAUAUUGUAAUUAAGUAAUCUAAAAUCGCAAAUGUGGAGAUAAUAAAAUUGAGUAUGUAAAUAGAUGAAGUUGAGUUGAUUUAUGAUUCGGUUGAUAAAAUAUAAGUCGAUAUAAGAUAUAGUAGUUAAGUUAACUUUUUGUUAUCUGUCUAUACAUUUAUAGAAGAGUCUAAAUAACAUAGGUUUUAAUUUUACUAAUUCUUUUAAGAUUUGAAAGAACCAUGUUAGAGAGUACAAUUUAGAAGUUCAAAUGUCCAAAAGGAUUGAAUCAUCAAAUUCCAUCGAAAUAUAUUGAAUUUAUGAUUAUAGAUUUGAUCAAAUUUAGUAGAAUAAGAGCAACUCCUGAAAAAUAAUAUCACAAUUUAAUAUUAGAAAUGGUAAGUAUAUUUUUAAUUUAGGUAGAAAAGUCUAACAUCUAAAAGUUCUUAGAUUAUUUAUUUUUAUAAAAUAGAUUGUAAUUAAUAGACCUUUCGAUGCGAAUUAAUAAAUACUAAAUAACUUAUAGUUUACAAAAAUUGUAUUUAUGAAAUUCAUGAAUUAUAUGGUAUCAAAAAUACUCCCUUUAAUCCACAAUGGAAUCCAAAUACUGUAGAAGAUAAAGAAUGUGUCAUAUGCUUUUGCAAUAUGAUUAACACUAUUCUUUUACCUUGUAAACAUAUGUGUACUUGUUCAAACUGUGCUGAUUAUAUACUUCUGAAAUAAAAAGUAAAACAAUGUCCCUUGUGCAGAAUAGAUAUUGAUAAUUACUUAACUUUGGAAAUUAAAGAUAAAGAAAAGUAAGAUUUAUAAUUACGAUAAUUUUAAGAAGAGUAAUAAAAAUACCUAGAAGUUAAUAAAGAGAAAAAGGAAUAGUAAGCUAUCAAAUAAAGUUAGAUAAUGGAAUAAUUACAAUCUAAAAUACAUUAAGAUUAGAUUAAAAAAUUAAAUUUUAUCAAUGAUAUAAAAGAUUUUCAGAGGAAUAAUUCAAAUGAAGAAAACCAAAGUGAUUAAAUUGAAAAAAUAAAAAAAUUUAGAGAGCAAGAUAAUAACAAUGAGUCUAUGUAACUUAGCUAAGAUGAUCAGUAAAAGUAUUAAUCAAAAUAAAGAAUCAGUAACUAUGAUUUUUUAAAAUAAGAAAGAAGAAUUUUAAAUAGUUUUUAGUAAGAAAAAUAAAACAAUUCACAAUAAGAAUCUAAUGAAAGCGAGAUUUCACAAAAUCAUCCUUAUAUUUAGUCAUUAAAAAACUUUGAAAGUUACUAGAUUUCUAAACAACAAUAUUAGUGUAUAUUUGGAACUAAUAAAGCAUAUCCUACUGUACCUAAUUAUUUUAAGGAAAGCUAAAAUAUAUAUUAAUUAAUGGCUUAUAUUGAUAAUUAUGAUAUGAAUGAUUAAAGUAAUUUAUACAUUUAAUAAAUUUAAAAUUAAUAGAAAGACUUAGAAGAAUAAUUUCAAAUGUAAUCAUAAGAAUUUAAAUUUUAUUAAUAAUAAUAACAUUCACAACAAUAAUUGGUGAAAUAUAAAAAUUAAUAGAUAUAAUUUUGUUAAUUACAAUAAUAUAAUAUUAAAUAAGGUGACGAAAUCAUAAAAUAGUUUGAAUUAAAUGUUAUGAUUCAAUAAUUUAAUAUAGAAAAUGAUUAUAAAAGAAUCUAAGAAGCUUAAAACAAAUAAGUUUUAGAAGAAUUUACUAAAGGUUUAUUUGCAACAAGGAAUUAAUUUGAUGAUGUAGUCUUAAAAAAUAAAAUUGAGAUAGAAGAAGCAUAAAAAUAAUGUCAAGAUGAUAAUGAUUGUAGGUUAGUUUAGGAAGAUAUUAAUAGAGAACAAAUAAAGGAAUUUACUAGUAGUUCAGAACAAUAUUUACAGAAAGUAGUUUAGGAAAAGAAUGA